GGUAGUAGCAGCAGCGAGAUGGCGGCUGGAGUGUCGGUGUCGAGCCGCGCGACCCGGGUCGGGCAGCUCGAGUUGUUCCUGCGGGACCGGGGCUGGUACCGUGUGAGCGCCGAUCUGGGCGGGGACAGCCUGGGCCUCAGCGCCGAGGAGCCCGCGCUGGAGGCCGCUGCCUGGAAUGGAAUCUCUAACGGAUCGCCCCGACACCGCAGCCCGAGCCCAGCUCACAUGAGCCCGGCGGGGCCCGCAGCCGGGUGCCCGGGGCUGGUUCCUGCCGAGGCGGGUAGCCCAAGUCACGGGCCAGUGCCAGCAGCGCUGUUGGACCGGGUGCGCUCCGUGCGGGUGGUGAAGCAGGAGGCGGGCGGCCUUGGGAUCAGCAUCAAAGGCGGCCGCGAGAACCGGAUGCCGAUCCUCAUCUCCAAAAUAUUCCGCGGCCUCGCGGCGGACCAGACCGGCGCCCUGUAUGUGGGCGACGCCAUUCUGUCAGUCAACGGCGCCGACCUCCGCCAGUCCACACACGACCAGGCGGUGCAGGCGCUGAAGAAAGCGGGGAGAGAGGUGACGCUGGAGGUUACAUACAUCCAAGAAGUGACAGCAUACUUUAAAAAGCCAUCGUUGAUAGCAGACAUUGCCUGGGACAGCUCAACGCCAUCGUCUCCUCAACUGGGGGACAAUGGCUCCACUCCUCCAAACACUGCCAAAGACCAGAAGAGGUUUCCACUGAAGAUGUGCUACAUUACCCGGAAUCUGAUCAUGCCCGAUCCAGAGAACAGGCUGAUUGAGCUGCACUCGCCUGAUGGCAGAUACACCAUCAUCUUGCGCAGUAAAGACGCUGCCACAGCUCACGCCUGGUUCACUGCGAUUUAUGCCAACAUCUCAGCCCUGGUACCACAGAUGCUGUCAGAGCUCAACGUGAUGCUGGCAUCCAGUACCUCUGGCAACCGAGAAAUCCAACAUGUGGGCUGGCUUGCUGAACAGCUGAAAGUGGAAGAUGGGAGGCAACACUGGAAGCCAGUUGUCCUGGUUCUCACCGAUAAAGACUUGCUUCUUUACGACCGUGUCCCAUGGAAUCGAGAUACUUGGUCCUCGCCCAGUCAGAGCCAUCCACUGCUGGCCACCAGGCUUGUUCACUCGGGGUCAGCACGAGGGUCCCCAACAAUCAACUCCGAGCUGACGUUUGCUACACGGACAGGAUCACGGCAAGGGAUUGAGACUCACAUUUUCCGUGUAGAAACUCACCGAGACUUGUCAGCAUGGACACGGAUGCUGGUUCAAGGAUGUCAUAGUGCUGCCGAGCUUAUUAAGGAGGUGACAUUGGGAUGCACGUGGAAUGGAUUGGAUGUCAAACUAACCAUUGAUUACGAAGAUGGGUUUGCGAUGUCACAGGAGGGCAGCACCAAUGUCCUUUUCCAAUACCCGUUCGAAAGGUUAAAGACGUCAGCGGAUGAUGGGAUCAGGCGACUGUAUCUGGAUUUUGGGGGUCCAGAAGGGGAACUGAGUCUGGAGUUGCACUCCUGCCCAAAGCCUGUGGUUUUUGUCAUACAUUCAUUUCUGUCAGCCAAAGUGACACGAAUGGGACUUUUGGUGUGAGUGAUGGGUGAUGCCGGAGAGAACACAAAAGAAACCUCAGUAUCCUUCAAUACAUUGCACAAUCUCCCACCUAGCCCUGCCACCUCCCCAGGGAACACAGUGAUGGACCCUGGCCUGGAAUACAGUGUUCUGCCAUCCAAUUACAAGCUGCAAAUGUUUUAUUGCCAAAUGUGCCUUUUUAUUAAUAACAGACUUUUUUAUUGUUGGAUAUUAGAUUUCUUGCUCUGGAAAUUUAUGUAGUUUUACAUUUUGGAAUGUCCAGUAGUUUUUGUUAUAUUGCAGUAAAAGAAGUUGUCCCCAAGAUGCUAGUUACCCUUGUGUCUUGGUUGAGACACUGCUCCAGCACCAGGUUGAUAACUGAGAAAAACAAGCCUCACUUUCUGCCAGACAGAAGUUGUCACAUUUGUUCUGUUUUAAUCAUUAUCCUCUCAUUCUCGCAUUGCAGCAGGAGGCAAUUGUGUGAGCUUUGAUCUGGACUUUCCUGUUAGUGUAAUUCAGUGUGGAGAGUGUGAGUGAUGGUUCAUGAAGUAACCAUGUGUAAACUAUAGAACCUCACUUGGUCAGUUCUGAGAACUGCCUUAGUUUAGCAUUUUAACAGUCGAUGUACCUUUCUGAGCCUGGAUGACUGCUUGAGCCGUUGAGUUGAACGUGUGGACGUGGCCUACAGGCUUAGUGAAAAGUUCUGUAGUAAAACCGAUUUAGCAUUUUGGGGGAAAGAGGUUGAGAAAAUGGAAAGUUAGCAUCCAGCAAAUACGAAGCCUAGCGUAUUGAUAAUGUCACAUUUUGAAUGGGUGAAAACACUCCAGGGUAAACCAUAAAGCCAAUUGUUAUUAUGUAAAACACAAAGCUAGUUUGUCCUUACCUCUUAGGAUUGCUAACUAUUUGCUGUGUUGAACUGUAUUGUGUUUCUGAUGCAUUUAAUUGUAUAUUGUAGCAAUUAACUUGUACCUCAUGCCUUAAGAUCAUGUUCUUUAACCUCUACGAGCAUUUGCGUGAUCAAGGUCUUGCCCAGACCUUUCCACAAUGUCUCAGUUAUACACAUUGUAUACCACUGAGUUACUGCCCAAGCUUUGAAUGCAGUGUUGGACUCCUUGCUGGUUCCUCUUGUUCCCACUCCAAGCAAUGUAGCAACUGCACCUGAUUGAAGGUAGCAAUGUGACACUCCAAUCCUACUGCAUAUUUCCUCCUCCGUUCUUGACACUCCACCUCAUUGACGUACUGCUUGGGUAGGUGGGCGGAUUGGAAAUGGGGCAGCAGUUGUAUUCUCUGGCUUUCUUUGUUGUGUUACAAUGACCAUCAACUAUAGGCUGUUGAUCUCCUAUUCUGCUAUUCCACAAUGACUUGAUGGCUUCUUGAGAAAUGACUGUUACUGACAACCAUGAAGUGUUGGAAGUAAAGAUGUUUGCUUGCCACUAGAAAGACUGACCCAAACAAAUUUGCUGACAUCCCACUUCCUGAAGUUAAUGGUUUAUUGUCGUAUAUAGUUCUCUGGGUGCUGAUUACCUCCCAGCACCUUACCCAAGUAUGCACAUAUGAGCCUGGAAUGAGUUUGAGUUAUUGAAACAUUAGGGCAUUAUAGCUCAGUUCACUGCUGUCUUCCAUGCACGUACACUUCCAACAGGGAUUAGUAGAUAAUGAUCAGGAGCAGAAACCUAUGGAAUUUCUUGCCUCCCUAGCCUGUGGAUCCUGUGGCCUAUUGUUAGGUUGCCCUGGUCACAAACAAACUGUGGUCAAAGCAUCAAAUCUAGGAGCUUCCCUGACUGCAUGACUGUUACAAUACCACAGGUGCAUUUAUAUACUGUACCACUUGGGUGGGCAGUGACAUAUCAUCAAGAUUGUAAUUUUGACUCGGUAUGAUGUUGGCUCUCAGGUGAUACACUUGGCAAUAGAAGAUCAUAAUUGAGUUAUUACUCUGUGGUGGUCUCUUGUUCAGAAUCUGCACAAGGCUGGUCCACAGUAUUCCAAGGCACUAUUGAUGACAACCAGCCAACCUGUUUCAUUAGCAGGACUUGAAGGAACAGACCAGUCGUGGGACGCUGGGAUUAUUACCAUCUGACGCCUAUUAUUAACCUUGUGAUAUAUUACAUCAACAAGAUUGCAUUUAUAGAGCGCCUUUCACGUCGGGAAGACGUUCCA
This is a messenger RNA of Callorhinchus milii (elephant shark), 3723 nucleotides long. RefSeq names its product syntrophin, beta 2 (gene sntb2). Gene Ontology annotation, cellular component: synapse; dystrophin-associated glycoprotein complex; intracellular anatomical structure. The transcript has 7 exons. Lineage: Eukaryota; Metazoa; Chordata; Chondrichthyes; Chimaeriformes; Callorhinchidae. Gene Ontology annotation, molecular function: protein binding; structural molecule activity. The record is from RefSeq and is a predicted model, not a curated record. The coding region runs from base 19 to 1587 and encodes 522 amino acids.